Messenger RNA from Empidonax traillii (willow flycatcher), 2147 nucleotides. RefSeq names its product solute carrier family 4 member 11 (gene SLC4A11). The annotation marks the transcript as partial. The record is from RefSeq and is a predicted model, not a curated record. Gene Ontology annotation, cellular component: plasma membrane; basolateral plasma membrane. The transcript is spliced from 14 exons. Gene Ontology annotation, biological process: transmembrane transport; monoatomic ion homeostasis; monoatomic anion transport. NCBI's taxonomy places the organism in Eukaryota, Metazoa, Chordata, Aves, Passeriformes, Tyrannidae. Gene Ontology annotation, molecular function: solute:inorganic anion antiporter activity.
UUGCACUAUAAAGUCCCUUCAGCGACGUCACGUUUGCAUCAGCCGCCUGGAGAGGCCUCAGAACUGGGGGGAAAACUCCUGUGAAGUGAGAUUUGUGAUCCUGGUCCUGGCUCCUCCCAAGAUGAAAAGCACCAAAACGGCCACAGAAGUGGGCAGGACCUUUGCCACGAUGUUCUCCGACAUCACCUUUCGGCAGAAGCUCCUGGAGACCAAAACUGAGGAGGAGUUCAAGGAGGCCUUGGUCCACCAGCGGCACCUGCUGACGGUGGUGAACCAGAGACCCUCGGGGAGGAGCGAUGGCCACAAGCCACACGGGCAUAAACCGCUCAGGCUGCACGAGUUCCUCAACGUUGGCAAGGGGAUUUCUGAUGACAUUGCACGAAGGUUUCCAGUGUACGCGUUGGACUUCACCGAUGGUGUUAUUGGAAACAACAAAGCUAUAGGAAAAUACAUCACCACGAUGAUCUUCCUGUAUUUUGCCUGCCUCCUGCCAUCCAUUGCCUUCGGGUCGCUCAAUGAUGAAAAUACACGAGGAGCUAUUGAUGUGAGGAAGACAAUCGUGGGGCAGUGCAUUGGGGGGCUGCUCUACGCCCUCUUCUCGGGGCAACCUCUGGUUGUCCUCCUUACCACAGCUCCUCUGGCCCUCUACAUCAACGUCAUCCGAGGAAUCUGUGAUGACUACAACUUGGAUUUCAGUGCUUUCUAUGCCUGGAUUGGACUGUGGAACAGCUUCUUCCUCGUGAUGUACUCCCUCUUUAAUUUCAGCCUCCUGAUGAAGCUCUUUAAAAGGUCAACAGAAGAAAUAAUUGCACUUUUUAUAUCCAUCACGUUCGUGCUCGAUGCCAUCAAAGGCAUCACGAAAGUUUUUAAGAAAUAUUACUACUAUGGGCGCACAGGAGACAAUUACUUGGGAAAAGAAGGAGCUGAUGCUAUUCCAAGCCUCGGCAUCAAUACCACCUUCUUGAUGAAUUCAUCAGUGAGCAGAUCCAUGUCCCUAGAGAAUCAGACAUGCACCCAUGAUGUGCAUUAUGGGCGUGAAACUGCCGUCCUUAGUCUCAUGUUGAUGUUGGGUACCCUUUGGCUUGGCCAUACGCUCUAUCAGUUUAAGAAAAGCCCAUAUUUACACGCGAGAGUCCGUGAGAUUCUGUCCGACUGUGCCUUACCCAUUUCAGUCCUGACUUUCUCUGUUGUGGGUUCCUACAUCUUCAAGGAAAUCGAAAUGUCCAGGUUUAACUACCACACGUCCGACAGCCUGUUCGUGCUGGCGCCCGUGCAGUCGCUGUCCAUCGGCUCGGUGAUGAGCGCCAUGGGCCUGGGCUUCCUGCUGUCCAUGCUCUUCUUCAUCGAGCAGAACAUCGUGGCCUCGCUCACCAACGCCCCGGAGAACAGGUUGGUGAAGGGCACAGCCUAUCACUGGGACCUCCUGCUGGUCGCGCUGAUCAACACGGGGCUGUCGGUGUUCGGCCUGCCCUGGAUCCACGCGGCCUUCCCGCACUCCCCCAUGCACGUCCGGGCCCUGGCCUACGUGGAGGAGAGGGUGGAGAGUGGGCACAUCUACGAGACGAUCGUGAGUGUGAAGGAGACGCGGCUGACGAGCCUGGUGGCGAAUUUCUUGGUUGGGCUGUCGCUCCUGCUCCUGCCUUUCCCUCUCCAGUGGAUCCCAAAGCCGGUCCUCUACGGCCUCUUCCUCUACAUUGCCCUGACCUCCAUUGAUGGGAACCAGCUCUUUGAGAGGGUGGCUCUGCUGCUCAAGGAACAGACCGCGUAUCCGCCGACCCAUUACAUCCGCAGAGUGCCCCAGAGGAAGAUCCACUACUUCACCGGCCUGCAGGUCCUGCAGCUCCUCAUCCUCUGCGGCUUUGGGAUGUCCCCGCUGCCCUACAUGAAGAUGAUCUUUCCCCUCAUCAUGAUAGGGAUGAUCCCCAUCAGGUAUAACCUGCUCCCGAGGAUCAUCGAAGCCAAGUACCUGGAUGCCAUGGAUGCAGAGCACUAAAGGGGGGGCCCUCCCCACGUGUGGAGCAGCAAGGACAGCCAGCCCUUUUGGAGCGGGAACAGGCGGCUUUCCCGAGGCGCAGGACAAUCCCACGCACUUCUUUCCUUCCCCACUUUUCUCUCCGCUCUAACGCCUGUCAGAGACCACGGGAAUG